This is a messenger RNA of Sphenostylis stenocarpa, 213 nucleotides long. Lineage: Eukaryota; Viridiplantae; Streptophyta; Magnoliopsida; Fabales; Fabaceae. The record is from the annotation of a GenBank genome assembly.
AUGGGCAAUGUUCUGAAGCAGUCGAAAUAUUUUUUGCGUUAUGCUUCUGAACAAGAGGAAGAACAAAAGGACCUCCAAUGCAAGUGGUUCACUGAUUUUACGGUACUGCAUGAAUAUUGCUAUGCCGCGGCUCACAAAUUUCCCACUAAAAAUGCAGUUCAUGGAAAUAAAAUUCUUACAAGUGAUAACAAACUAUUUAAGAUCCUAAGCUGA